Cryptomeria japonica (Japanese cedar) is the source of this 2270-nucleotide messenger RNA. RefSeq names its product proline-rich extensin-like protein EPR1. The coding region runs from base 294 to 1889 and encodes 531 amino acids. The transcript is spliced from 2 exons. NCBI's taxonomy places the organism in Eukaryota, Viridiplantae, Streptophyta, Pinopsida, Cupressales, Cupressaceae. The record is from RefSeq and is a predicted model, not a curated record.
AUUUAAAGGACCAAACCCAGUACUCAAUUCACAUAUCGUGAUGGGUAUGUUUUUACUCGUACGACCCUUUUCUCAGGCUCACUGCACCGCGUCCUCAAUAGUAAAGAGUAGGUAAAACUUAUCGCGUCGGUGGGAAUCCAAGGGCGAUCGAUCACCUUCCCUUCACUCCAAACUCGUAUAAAGCCCAUUGCAGAGCACCAACAUUUCGCAGUGUACUCGGGCUGCAUGGCACCAAUUCUCGAGACUUGUUCAAUGGUUCUUUUCUUCUGAGUUGGAUCUCAUAACUUCCUACAAUGGAGUUGUCCACCCCUGCAAGAGGGGCAUUGGUAUUCUGCAAGAUUUUCUUUUUGUUUGUAUUGAGUAUUUUGUGCUUUGCAAUCCAGUCUUCUGCAACUUAUGGUCAUCCAAAGCCACCAUACGCCUAUAUCUCUCCUCCGCCCCCUUCACCCAUCUAUAAGCCCCCAGUAAUUCCUCCGCCUGUGAUUAAGCCGCCACCUCCCCAUACUAUAUCCCCCGUUUUACCGCCACCCACAUUGCCGCCUAAGCCAAAGCCGCCUCCUUAUGUGUAUAAAUCCCCACCGCCGCCACCUCAUGGCAUUUCACCAGUUUAUCCACCACCCAAACCUCCACUAAUUCCUCCGCCGGUCUACAAGCCUCCUCCAGUCAUUCCUCCGCCAGUUCACAAGCCUCCUCCGGUCAUUCCUCCACCGGUUUACAAGCCUCCACCAGUUUACAAGCCCCCUCCAGUUAUUCCCCCACCGGUUUACAAGCCUCCACCCGUUUACAAGCCUCCUCCAGUUAUUCCUCCUCCGGUUCACAAGCCCCCUCCCUUUAUUCCUCCACCAGUAAUCAAGCCACCACCUCCCCCCCACAAGAUCUCUCCAGUUUACCCACCACCCAAGUCACCACCUUGCUCACCACCUUUCAAACCCCCGCCACACCAUAAGCCUCCCCCACAUCACAUAUCACCAGUCUAUCCACCACCAGUUGUAAAGCCGCCGCCAAAACCAAAGCCUCCACCACAUCACAUAUCACCAAUCUAUCCACCACCCGUUGUAAAGCCGCCGCCAGUCAUCCCACCACCCAUAGUGAAGCCGCCGCCAAAACCAAAGCCUCCACCACAUCACAUAUCACCAAUCUAUCCACCACCCGUUGUAAAGCCGCCGCCAGUCACCCCACCACCCAUAGUGAAGCCGCCGCCAAAACCAAAGCCUCCACCACAUCACAUAUCACCAAUCUAUCCACCACCAGUUGUAAAGCCGCCGCCAGUCAUCCCACCACCCAUAAUAAAGCCUCCUCCUAAGCCAAAGCCUCCUCCAUAUGUCUACAAAUCACCACCACCUCCACACAAAGUAUCACCAGUUUAUCCGCCGCCGAAAUCUCCACCCAAACCUACACCCAAACCGCCGCCAGUAAUCCCGCCGCCAAUUGUAAAGCCGCCUCCCCUAAUAUACCCUCCUCCUUACUUGUACAAAUCACCGCCGCCGCCAUAUCACAAGAUUUCUCCCGUAUACCCACCACCAAAGUCCCCCCAUUUACCCAAGCCAAAGCCUCCAAUUUACAAGCCUCCUCCGGUAAUCACACCUCCUUCACCGGUGUACCCAAAGCCUAAGCCUCCACCAGUUUACAAGCCUCCGGUUAUUCCUAAGCCGCCGCCGGUGUAUCCCAAGCCCAAACCUCCUCCAGUUUACAAGCCUCCGGUCAUUCCAAAGCCGCCGCCGGUUGUCUACAAGCCGCCACCUCCGCCGUAUCAUAAAAUUUCACCGGUUUAUCCGCCGCCUAAGUCUCCAUACUUUCCAAAGCCCAAGCCGCCACUUGCCCCAAAACCGGCGCCUAAGGUUCCUUCCCCCUACUAUUACAAGUCUCCACCGCCGCCGCCGCCAUAUUAGAUUGUCACAGGCCGCUCGAGCCAUCUCUCCGCUAAAUAAGGUUUGAGGUGUGAGUUAAGAAUGCGGCUAUACGCGUCAGCUCUUGCCUCAAAUUCGAGGUGGAUAGAUCCAGUGCCGAUGGAUUUUUCACGAUUUAUGCUAUGCGAAAGGACAGUCACUAUAGAAUUUUCUAUAAUCUAUUACAGGAAACGAAAGGCAUCCAUGUUUGAAGCUUUUUCUAGUCCCAAUUGUAAUGUGAUUGAGCCUUUAUUAAGUAUUUUCCAGUAGAUCUUAAGAUGUUAUUAAGAUGAACGAUGCUUAUUGUACUAAAUGUAGAUGUGUGUAAGCUAUAUUAUUAUUAUUAUUAUGCUAUUUAAUAAAACUGUUUCGAGUGUUCUCACA